AUGAAGUUUAUAGAAAAUGCAGAUUUAGACUUGGUCGCAAACACUAUAAGUGAAAAUGCGAUAGAUUGUAAAUUUGAUGUAAGAAUUGAGUCAUAUUCUUGCAAAAUGGUAAACGUUGAUAAAAAAGAAUGGAAAAAGAUGAAAGAUUUCAAUAAUGAAUUACAACCUUUAUCUCCUCCAGAACUUGCAUCUAGUGAGGGAAGAUUUGGUACUAGUCCUAAUCAUGGUCGUUUCCGACAUCUAUCUCAGAGUUCAAUAUCUGGAGGUGACUCUGAUUUUGAUGAACCUCAUUUAGUUAAUGCUAUAUCUAGAAAAGUUUUAUUUGACUUAAUAACAGUUUUGAAUCACAGUUAUGGAGAUUAUGAUUUUUCAGAAUUACCUAGUGAAUCAUUCACUUAUUUUUCUGAUUUUAAUCAAGUUGUCAAAGAUGUAGAUUCAAAAUUUGCCUCAUCUUUAAGUAAUAAUGCAUUUUUAAAAGAUUUAUAUUGGUCUGCAAUAGAUAAAGAAAUUCAAAUUAAAGGAUGUUCUAUAUUUAGUUUGAUACCUUCAUAUGAAAAAGAUCCAUUUACAGAAAAUGGAUGCAUAUGGUCAUUUAAUUAUUUUUUCAGAAACAAAACUAUGAAAAGAAUUUUAUUUUUUUCUUGUCGUGCUAUGAGAGGUGAUUCAGGAUUUGAAAGUUCUUCUCCUGAUGAAUUUAUGAAUGAUCAAGAUUAA
This is a messenger RNA of Strongyloides ratti, 714 nucleotides long. RefSeq names its product Repressor of RNA polymerase III transcription MAF1 homolog. Gene Ontology annotation, molecular function: RNA polymerase III core binding. Gene Ontology annotation, cellular component: nucleus. The record is from RefSeq and is a predicted model, not a curated record. Gene Ontology annotation, biological process: negative regulation of transcription by RNA polymerase III. The coding region runs from base 1 to 714 and encodes 237 amino acids. The transcript has 4 exons. NCBI's taxonomy places the organism in Eukaryota, Metazoa, Nematoda, Chromadorea, Rhabditida, Strongyloididae.